GGUGACUCAAGGUAUUUCCGUGAAAGGUACCCAGGUCGGCACGUGCCGAUUUCUAGAGUUGGAAUGCCGAAUUGAACAUCGCGACGGCCAAUGAAGCGCGUGACGAAGGUCGUGGAGCAGUCGACGCGGGCGCUGCUCGACCGGGUUCGUCACGAACGGGUGGCCUUGAACCGCGACGAGUUCAACAAGCUCAUCGCCAACACGGGUCGUUGCUUCUCCAGCCGCGAAGCCCAUGAGGUCUUACAGCUCAUGGCAAAGCACAUGCGGCCCUGUCCCACGAGCCACAGCGGCGUGCUCCAGGCCCUCGUUCGUGAGCGCAAGCAUCGCGAGGCGAUGCGCUACUUGGAGUCGCUGCCGCCCACAGAUCUGAGUACCAAUUUGUUCAACAUUGCCAUCCUCUCGUGCGGCCAUCGCGGCGACCUCGCCGACGCGCGUGCCUUGUAUGGCUCGAUGCGCCAGCACCAGUUCGCCCCGAACGCACAAACGUACCAAGGCUUGAUCCAAGCGUGUAUAGCGUCGCGGGACGUCGUUGCGGCCGAAGACUACUGGGCGACGAUGCUCGCCGCCGACCUCGCCCCCACCAGACCCGCCGUACGCGCACUCUUGGCCAUCUACCACGAUACCGCCGUGGCGGUGCGGGCGGCAGCUACGACGCCACGAAACCCGCCCCUCGAUCUCUCGCUGUGCGUCAGCCUCUGCGACACGAUACGGGCCGUGGCGCCCAGCGCGCUGCCCGCGUUCCCGUUCGAAAUGCUGCUCGAUGUCGCGGAUACCACGCAUGGCAUGAGCCUUUCGGGCGAGAUGGCCCACCUCGUACUUGACGCGCUGCCCACAUGCCAUCUCUCGCGCUGGCUCGAUAAGAUUGCUCCUCUCCCGAUCGGCAUGGACGGGUCGCUUUUCGAUGCGGCACUGCAGCGUUGCGCCGACGAAGGGCUCCAAACCGACUUUUUCUACAUCCUAAGAGCUCUGCGGGCCCGCGCGUACGACCACAGCGAGCCGACACAUCUCUUGCUUGACGCAAAGAACAACGAGCUCAUGGCCUCGCGCCGCUGCUCCUCGCUGGUUCACUACGAUGUGCACGGCGAUCGAUGGACAACAGAGAUGGCCAAUAACUGGCUCCGCGAUCUGCUGCGACACCGACCGGAGGACGCACUCGCCCAUGUGCUUUGCAUUGUUGACACAAUGGCCUCUUCGCUCGUGCCGCCACCGAACGCAGCGACCUACAACGCCUUGCUCACGGCGUUGCACGAGAGUGACGGGCGCCAUGAUCAUCUCUUUCUCGGGCUCUUUGAGGCGAUGGUUGCUGCCAACGUCUUCAACGACGAGAGCGUCACCCUCGCGCUACUGGCGGCGCGCGACCUCGGUGCCGUGCACCGGGUGCAAUCUUUGCUACGGCUCGUGGCGGCCCCGAGUGACAGCAUGUAUGCGAUCGCGAUCGACACGCUCGUGCGCGCAAAUGACGUCACUGGUGCCUUGCGCCUCUUGGCCGCCAUGCCAAUGAAAGCAUCGCCGUUCACGUAUGCAGUGCUCUUCAAAGGCCUCAGCGCGCGGAAGGAUACGAGCGCGGCGCUGGCGCUUCUCGAACACAUGGAGGAAGCCCACGUCGGGACGCCCGAGGUCGCCGGGCUCUUUUCGCUCGUCCGCACGUUUCGCCGCACACCCGACGUGGUGCUCGCGCUGCUGCGGCGACUCACAAAGUACCCGUUGGAUGUUGGUGUCUACAAUGGCGCCUUGGACAUCUUUCGUCGGCACGGCAUGUACAGCGAAGCCGCCGACGUGCUUCGGCUCAUGGCGGACUUUACCGUGGCGCCGUCCAGUGACACCCAUGUCCUGUACCUCUUGACGUGUGCAAAUGCCAAGAAGUUCUCGCUCGCGAUGCGAUACCUCGGCACGAUCGACGACGCGUCCGUCGACGUCUUCAACGCCGCGAUCGAGGUUUGCGGCCACACGAAGAAGCCGCUCGAUGCUCUCCAGGUCUUUGAGGGCAUGCAAGUGUGCGGCGUCUCGCCCAACCAAACCACGUACCUCCGGCUGCUCCACGCGCUAUCGCCGCACGGCGACGUGGCUCUGAUGGAGACCAUUGUGGACGAGAUGCCGCCGCACUUUGUCGACGAGCGCAUCUGGAACCGGCUUCUCGACGGCUGCGGCUAUGCGCGCUUGCCCCACGCCGCGUUGCACCUCUACGGGCGCCUCGAAGCGGCGACUCGUCCGUCGAUUGUGUCGGUGAACCUCGUGCUCCGCGCCCUCACCACAUCCAAGGCCUUCCCGUUAGCAGCGAUGGAGACCUUUCUAGAGAAUGCCAUACGACGCCAUGGUCUUGUGCCAAACGUCAUUACCUACACGACGCUCCUUGGCCAGGCCAUGCACGAAGAGCGAUAUGCCGACUGCCAACGCCUCUUUGACGCCCUUCAAGCCCAGACGACGCCGGACGCGACCAGCUUUGCGAUGCUCUUGCGCGCGUUUCAUGCUGCGAACCGCGACGAGUGGAGCGUCGAUGCGCUCCUCGAGACGUUCUGGGCCAUCCAAGCACACUUGAACGACGCAAUGUCGUAUGUGGGCGUGCUGCGGGAGCUCGCGGCUGCCGGGCGACCGGACGAUGCCCACGCGGUCUUGCGCUGCAUGGAAGACCGGGGCCUUCAUGCGACGGAGGCCUGCACGCUGGUCAUGCGCCUCUUCAACGACGCGGGCAAGCACUCGCACGUGUGUGCGAUCUACGACACGAUGCAGCGCCGCGGUAUGCAGCCGUCGCCCGAGACGACGAUCGAGAUGGUCGUGGCGCUGGAAGCCGGCCAAGAAUGGGUCCGCGCGACAGGCCUCUUUGUCAAGCUGACGCAAAAGCACCCGACGCUGCCACACGAGAAGCUGUCCCGGGCAGCCAUUGGCCGCUACUACAUUCGGUCCAACUCGCUCCCGAGCCGCCUUCCGCUGCAAGUCGACGACGACAACCAGGCAUAGAUUGCGCUGUACACUAGACGAUACACUGGCUAAACACUGUUUCCAAAUCAAAAUCCAAAUCUGACCGCUCGAUAGGGAUUGGUCAA
Molecule: messenger RNA, 3041 nt
Organism: Saprolegnia diclina VS20
Lineage: Eukaryota; Oomycota; Saprolegniomycetes; Saprolegniales; Saprolegniaceae
Exons: 3
Coding region: 91-2955 (954 amino acids)
Molecular function (GO): protein binding
Source: RefSeq, a predicted model, not a curated record